AUGGAGACCCUGCCGACCCGCCGCUCCGCGCCGUCCGUGUCCGCGGCGGCGGCGUGGGCUCCCGCCAACCAGAGCGCAGAGGCCCCCGCGAGCAACGCGUCCACGGCGCGCCCGGGCGCCGCGGCCUUCACGCCGUUCCAGAGCCUGCAGCUGGUGCACCAGCUCAAGGGGCUCAUCGUGCUGCUCUACAGCGUGGUGGUGGUCGUGGGGCUGGUGGGCAACUGCCUGCUGGUGCUGGUGAUCGCGCGCGUGCGGCGGCUGCACAGCGUCACCAACUUCCUCAUCGGCAACCUGGCGCUGUCCGACGUGCUCAUGUGCGCCGCCUGCGUGCCGCUCACCCUGGCCUACGCCUUCGAGCCGCGCGGCUGGGUGUUCGGCGGCGGCCUGUGCCACCUGGUCUUCUUCCUGCAGCCCGUGACGGUGUACGUGUCGGUGUUCACGCUCGCCACCAUCGCCGUGGACCGCUACGUCGUGCUGGUGCACCCGCUGCGCCGGCGCAUGUCGCUGCGCCUGAGCGCCUGCGCCGUGCUGGCCAUCUGGGCGCUGUCGGCCGCGCUGGCCCUGCCCGCCGCGCUGCACACCUACCACCUGGAGCUGCGGCCGCACCGCGUGCGCCUGUGCGAGGAGUUCUGGGGCGCGCAGGAAGGCCAGCGCCGGCUGUACGCGUGGGCGCUGCUGCUGGCCACCUACGUGCUGCCGCUGCUGGUCAUCGUGCUGGCCUACGCGCGCGUGUCGCUCAAGCUCCGCAACCGCGUGGUGCCGGGCUGCGUGACUCGGACCCAGGCGCACCUGGAGCGCGCGCGCCGCCGCCGCACCUUCGGCCUGCUGCUGCUCGUCGUGGUGGUCUUCGCCCUCUGCUGGCUGCCCCUGCACGUCUUCAACCUGCUGCGCGACCUCGACCCGCGCGCCAUCGACCCCUACGCCUUCGGGCUGGUGCAGCUGCUCUGCCACUGGCUGGCCAUGAGCUCGGCCUGCUACAACCCCUUCAUCUACGCCUGGCUGCACGACAGCUUCCGCGACGAACUGCGCAAGAUGUGGCUCGCCUGGCCCCGCAAGGUCGCCCCGCGCGGCCAGAGCAUGACGGUCAGCGUGGUCAUCUGA
Messenger RNA from Suncus etruscus (white-toothed pygmy shrew), 1101 nucleotides. RefSeq names its product prolactin releasing hormone receptor (gene PRLHR). Gene Ontology annotation, molecular function: neuropeptide Y receptor activity; neuropeptide binding. The record is from RefSeq and is a predicted model, not a curated record. Bases 1 to 1101 code for a protein of 366 amino acids. NCBI's taxonomy places the organism in Eukaryota, Metazoa, Chordata, Mammalia, Eulipotyphla, Soricidae. The transcript has a single exon. Gene Ontology annotation, biological process: G protein-coupled receptor signaling pathway. Gene Ontology annotation, cellular component: plasma membrane; neuron projection.